UGAACAUGCUAGACAACAAUAAACCCGCCUUCUUCUGCAUGUUUUCUGCUAAAUGAAACUUACUGCAGCUCAGUGUGCACUGGUUAACCUUUAAGUAAAAUAUUUCUUGACAUAGGUUUCAUUACUCUUCUCUAUUCAUCCCGAGUUUGUCAUAAAAUGGUGUCAUAUAAAGUUUGCUUUCUCUGGACCCUACUGUCUCUCCAUGUCUCAACCCAUGGCUGGAAUCUAUUUGACAUUCAGACAAAAGAAUCACCCCAAGAAGGUGGAUUGCGGUUGGUGGGGGGUGACCUGCGUAGUAAUGGUCGUGUAGAGGUGUACCACAAUGGCCAAUGGGGGACAGUCUGUGAUGAUGAUUGGGACCUGACUGAGGCCCAAGUUGUUUGCCAGCAGCUUGGUUUCCCUGGUGCCAUCUCAGCCAUAGCAGGAGGAAAAUAUGGAGAAGGUUCUGGUCCUAUUUGGCUUGAUGAUAUGAAAUGCAGUCCAAAGCUUUUGUCCAGCUGUCAAUUUAAAGGCUGGGGUGUUACAGACUGUUCUCACAAAGAGGAUGCAGGGGUGGUUUGUGAAAGUGCUAAAGAUAUGGACAACGGCCAUAAGUUCCAAUUGGACCACAGCCUGGGCCUUUCUGAAGAGCUUGGGAGACUUUUUGAUAGCAGGGACAACUGUGAUCUCAGCGUUCAAGUUCGUGACCCCAGUGAAGCCCCAGCUGUACGGGAGACAAUUUGUGCCCAUAGGCUUAUUUUCUAUCUCUACCCUCAAUUUAAUAUUUCUAAAAGCUCCAACGAACUUACACUUGAAAUUAGCCAAACCUGCCAUCCUCAUAUCUCCAGUUUCUUGAGGUAUCUGUACACACGCAAGGUUGACGUCACCAUCUCUUCAGCCCAGUGUCUACACCAGCUUUCCUUUAUCUAUGAGCUGCAGCAACUACUGGAGGAGAUAGGCAAAAUCUUUACCUUGCUUCUUCCUCAAGACAGUACUUUCCAUACCCAUGUGUCCCUGUAUGAGUAUGGUGUCCGUACAAAUGACAUGCUGCUUCAAGAAAAUGUUCUCCAGUACCUCUCCUGGAACUUUCAAUUUUUUGUUGACUCUCCAGCAUGGAAAACUGUCCCCAUGCAUCUGUUGAAGGAGCUUAUGUCUCGUUCAGACUUAGUAGUGGAGGAUGAGUUUUCUGUGCUUCAGGAACUACAAGAGGUCCUAGCAGAGAAAGGAGAGGCAGUGAGUUUAGAAGACAAGGUCAGUCUACUGAGUCGAAUUCGCUUCCCUAUGAUUCCUGUCGAAAAACUUUAUGAUAUUCAGUUUAACUCAGGCAUGUACAAAAGCAAUGAAGAAUUUUACCGCAGUGCUUUGCUGAAGGGAUUUCAAUUCAAUACACUGAAUUUCUCGAAGAUCAAAGAGCAUUUUCAUUAUUUUGAAGACUAUCUGCCCAGGAUCUACACUGCUGAGCCAUGGAGCAUUGUAGUCAAUGCCACUUUUGAUAGUGGUUCUCGUCUAAACAGACAAUACAAUAUGCGUUAUAACUAUUAUAGUCAAAGCUAUAAUUCUCGCUCAUUUACCACCCCUGUCCAUAACAGUGUGAUUUACCAGGGCAAAACAAUCAGUUGGCAAGCGCAGAUUCUUCAAAACAGUUGGGAAUGCUCUAACCAAGGUUUUGUAUGUGACUCUUUGCCACUUGCCAGACUCUAUAUCACAUACAGCCUGAAUACAUAUGCAAGCACUAUUCGCUUCAACAACAAGCUGAUUCUCUCAUGCAAGGAUGAAAAUAUUGUGUUUCAUGUCCAAGAUUUCAAAAAUGACAAAGCGCAAAUUCCAACCAACACCAGUAUUGGUCUGGCCCAUCCCUGCCCUGAUGAGUAUCGCUAUACUUUUGUUGUGAUUCCUGAGUAUUUCUGAUCACAUUUUCCUGCACACUAAUGAGUCGAUGCUUGCAUUUCUUUUUUUUUAUAAUCUUCUUUCAAAUGACUGACAUUGAUUUCUUUCAGUAUUUCUGUAAACAUUUCUCCGCUGUGAAAUAAUAAACAUGAUCAAAUUCAUCAAAUGAUCAAAUUCAGAUUGAUGAAUUAUGCAAACAUUGUGUGUCUGUUGACAAGUGUUUUCCAUUAUUGUGUUCUCACAGACCAGCUUUGCUGCAUGAGCCACCUUUUCAGUUUACAAUGAAAUUAAGUAUGUCAGUAAAGUACUGAAAAUAAAUAAAUGAGUUAAUACAUACAUGGGGAAAAAAAAAAAAAAAUAUAUAUAUAUAUAUAUAUAUAUA
This is a messenger RNA of Silurus meridionalis, 2248 nucleotides long. RefSeq names its product galectin-3-binding protein A-like. NCBI's taxonomy places the organism in Eukaryota, Metazoa, Chordata, Actinopteri, Siluriformes, Siluridae. The record is from RefSeq and is a predicted model, not a curated record. Gene Ontology annotation, cellular component: membrane.